GAUCCUAACUUUGUGGAGGACAGAUUUCGUGUGGAUCGAAAAAAACUGGAGCAAAUGUUACAAGACAGCUAUGAUGAUGAUGAAGGUGCUGAAGAUUUUUUCCAGAGGAUUAUGGAUGAAACAAAUACACAAAUAACAUGGCCGUCCAAAUUAAAAAUCGGUGCAAAAUCAAAAAAAGAUCCUCAUAUCAAAGUUAUUGGUUAUCCCAAUGAUGUUAAAAUUGCCAAAGAAAAAAUUGUUGCCAUACUUGAUACAAAGGGAAAUAGGGUGACAUUAAAAAUGGACGUGUCACACACGGAACAUUCACAUGUCAUAGGAAAGGGAGGUAAUAAUAUAAAACGUGUCAUGCAGGAGACCGGAUGUCAUAUACAUUUUCCUGACUCUAAUAGAGGGUCGAAUGUACAGGAAAAAAGCAAUCAGGUAUCCAUAGCAGGACAACCAAAUGGUGUAGAAAAUGCCAGAGCUCAAAUUAGGGAAUUAUUACCAUUAGUAUUUAUGUUUGAAUUACCCAUGACCAUACCAGAAACUACGACGCCUGCCAUUCAACAAAUACAGAACACAUAUAACGUGACAGUUAGUAUCAAACAACGACCUAGGAUGUACGUUACUACGGUUAUUGUACGAGGUUCCGUCAAUAACGCUAAACUAGUGAAAGAAGCAACUUGUCGACUUGGUGAACAGCUGACUGGAAACGGUUCGAUACCAGUGAGCAUGCAGCUAGAAAUAGCCCCACAACAUCAUCUCUUUAUCAUAGGCAGGGGUGGGGUCAACAUCAAACAAAUCAUGCAGAGAACAGGGGCCAGUAUUCAUUUCCCUGACCCCUCAACUUCGACCCCACAGCGGAAAGGAACAGUAUAUAUUACUGGUAAUAUGGACAGUGUUGCCAUGGCACGACAACAGUUAAUAGGAUGUUUACCUUUAGUGUUGAUGUUUGAUGUAAAAGAUGAUAUUGAAUUAAAACAAAGUCAGAUAUCUCAACUGAUGGAGAAACUAGAUGUAUAUAUCAGUGUUAAACCAAAACCAAAACAACCAAGCAAGUCUGUGAUAGUAAAGAGUAUAGAGAGGAACGCUACCAAUAUGUAUCUAGCCAGAUUAUUUCUACUAGGGUUUGACAGU
Molecule: messenger RNA, 1116 nt
Organism: Lottia gigantea (owl limpet)
Lineage: Eukaryota; Metazoa; Mollusca; Gastropoda; Lottiidae
Exons: 11
Cellular component (GO): cytoplasm
Molecular function (GO): RNA binding
Source: RefSeq, a predicted model, not a curated record